This is a messenger RNA of Prunus armeniaca (apricot), 414 nucleotides long. Lineage: Eukaryota; Viridiplantae; Streptophyta; Magnoliopsida; Rosales; Rosaceae. The record is from the annotation of a GenBank genome assembly.
AUGGCCAUUAUAGCCGAUUUUAUGCUUGUUUGGCUUCCUGCUCCUACUGUUUCACUUCGACCUCCUCUUACUGUCAGUGCAGGGCGUCUUGCUAAGUUCUUCUAUGGGUGUCCUGAUAAUGCUUUUCAGGUAGCUUUGGCUGGAACAUCUUACUCACUCUUACAGAGAAGUAUUGGUAUGUGCUGUGCAAUAGUGAGAAAUGGAGCUAAACUAUUUGCAGUCGGGACUGGUGCAUCUCUGGUUGGUACGGGUGUAACAAAUGCAUUGAUUAAUGCACGAAAAGCUAUCGAUAAAUCUUUUGCUGGUGAAGCAGAGGAUGUUCCCAUAUUAUCAACUAGUGUAGCCUAUGGAGUUUAUAUGGCAGUUUCUAGCAAUCUAAGACUGACUGAAGAAACUUGGUAUUUUAAAGAGUAA